AUGGGUGAGAACAAAGAUCAAGAAUACCCUUUGGCCAAAUCUAAUGGAAGUGAUCAAGAGUCGGGAGAUUUAUCAGCUAAGGAGCUCAAACGCCAGAAGAUGAACAAGAUAGCCAAAUAUGUGGCUGUUUUUCUAAUUUGUGUACUCAUUACAUUUAUAGUUUUGGUAUUUACUCUUGUUAAGUCUCCACGGGUCAUUUUAUUAGGCAAUGCUCAUCUUCAAACAUUGAAAACAACUACUAAUACUUCUUCUUUCGAUAAGAGUUUCUCAACCCAAAUUAGGAUCAAGAACACCAAUUUCGGGCCCUACAAGUUCGAAGCCACCACCCUCAACUUCACCCACAGUGGAGCCACCGUAGCACAAGUUGUCAUUCCUAAGGGCAAGGCCAAAACCAUGUCCACCAAAACUAUUAAUAAUGUCAUUGUUAGGUUGAGUUCGACUCAACUGCCAAAUAAUGUUGACCAAGAUAGCGAUGAGUUGACUCUUGGAAUAUUGACUUUGAGUAGUUCCACGAGAAUGAGCGGGAAAGUGGAAGUGAUGUCGAUCAUGAAGAAAAAGAAGUCCAUCAUGGUCAACUGCGCUAUUACUAUUGAUGUCGCUCUUAAUAAGAAUGUUCAGAGUUUGCAAUGUUCGAGCAAGAAAUCGAGAAAACCAAUGGUACUUAAACCCAAGAAAAUUAAACCAAAGUCCCAGCCGAAAAAGAAUACAAUAACAAAAAAAGCUUGA
Messenger RNA from Cannabis sativa, 726 nucleotides. RefSeq names its product late embryogenesis abundant protein At1g64065. Lineage: Eukaryota; Viridiplantae; Streptophyta; Magnoliopsida; Rosales; Cannabaceae. The record is from RefSeq and is a predicted model, not a curated record. The transcript has a single exon. The coding region runs from base 1 to 726 and encodes 241 amino acids.